Molecule: messenger RNA, 3421 nt
Organism: Aspergillus steynii IBT 23096
Lineage: Eukaryota; Fungi; Ascomycota; Eurotiomycetes; Eurotiales; Aspergillaceae
Product: translation initiation factor 2
Exons: 3
Coding region: 28-3051 (1007 amino acids)
Biological process (GO): translational initiation
Molecular function (GO): GTP binding; GTPase activity; translation initiation factor activity
Source: RefSeq, a predicted model, not a curated record
CAUCCCCUCUUACUUCCCCUCCCCAUUAUGCAGAGGCGGGCGGUUCUGGAGCUCUCUCGCCGCCAUGGUGUCGACUGGUCUUGCGCAACCCGACGCAGAGAGACAGCUUUCGCGCCGGCGCUAACCUACGUCCCCCGGCGUGGUUUUCGAUCAUCUCUAGUAGCUCUCGACUCCUCCGACUCGUCUUCCUCGGCCGGUACAGGUGGCAAUGGGACCGGCUUCGGCUCUACGCCGAAAUUUGCUUCCCGUUGGGGUAGCAAAUCCCAGAGACCGGCAGGUUUGAGUCCCGCUGAGCAGGCCAUGCGCGAUGCUCUAGUGGAGAAGGGUAAAAUAGAAAGUCAGCAGCGAGACCUAGUUCUACAACGAAAAGAGCAGGAGAAGCAGCAGCAGCAGCAGCAACAACAACAAAGAUUUCAACAACUACAACGGGGACUCGCCCACCGCCCGAAUAGCUCGCACCAUCAACAUCACCAACGUCACCCGGAAGGGCAUCACCGUCAUCGUUCCGGGUCGCCGGCGGAUGGCACGAGGGUAUCCAGAUGGCAGAACGACAGACGCUCAUCACCCAAUCAACACCGAACCGAGGGUCUUGAACCUGAUAGAAGCUUGGAAAUAAACGCUGGAUCACCGCCGGAGCACCUUCGAACAGUCGAUUGGAGAUGUCCAGACUGCCAGUUUUUUUGUUAUGGGAGACAUUUGUUGUGUCCGCGCUGCAGAUUUAUCAGACCAGAUCUAAACACGCCUCCGCCGAGACAGGAGCCUCAGUUGAAUUCGAAAAUUCGGAAGAUUGAGUCGGAGGAGACGUAUGGCAGCGAAGAGAGCAGAUUUGGCCUUAGCGAGAGGAAUAAUGCCUUUAGGAAGGCGACGGCCAACCGCGGCCAAUUCACUGGCCCUCGGUUCGUUUAUGAUUACAAUAUCGAGGCCGCAGAGCAAGAAUCGCAGCGGGCGUCUGAAAUGAACGAGAAACCCCGUCGACAAAAACAUCAGCCGAAACCGGAGAGCCAAAUUGGAGAGAAGGAAGAUCCCUGGUCAUGGAGCUUUUCGUCGCGGAGUUUUGACACGUCUGCUGACAACGCUGAGCAAGGGAAGACGUCGAGAAUUCGAGACGGCCGGAGGCAACGACAGUCGUAUGCGGAGGAAGAGGAGUAUGACGAGGAUGAACAAACUCGUCGCCGCGAAGAGCGCAAACAGAAGAAGAGACAGAAAGCGAAGCACAAGGAGGUCGAAACGGCCCCAGUCCCGCUUUAUCUCCCAGAGUUCAUUAGCGUCAGCAACCUUGCCGAUGUCAUCGGUGUGCGUCCGACCCAGUUCGUUCAGCGGAUGGAGGAAAUGGGGUUCGAAGAUGUCUCAUAUAGCCACGUUCUCGACGCCGAAACCGCAGGGCUGGUUGCCACCGAGUUUAACUUUGAACCCGUCUUCGACACUGGCGCCGAAGACGAUUUGACUUCUGCACCCGAGCCCGAGGACAAGACGCUUCUGCCGCCCCGGCCACCCGUCGUGACCAUCAUGGGCCAUGUCGACCACGGUAAAACGACCAUUCUCGACUGGCUUCGCAAGUCGUCCGUGGCUGCGUCGGAACAUGGAGGUAUUACGCAACACAUCGGCGCUUUCUCCGUGGCCAUGCCUUCCGGAAAGGCAAUCACCUUCUUGGAUACGCCCGGUCACGCCGCCUUCCUGGAAAUGCGCCGUCGCGGUGCCGACGUGACCGACAUCGUCGUGCUCGUUGUCGCGGCCGAUGAUAGCGUGAAGCCUCAGACGAUUGAGGCCAUCAAGCACGCGACCGGAUCUAACGUGCCCGUCAUUGUUGCCAUCAGCAAGAUCGACAAGCCGAAUCUCGAUCUCGAAAAGGUGAAGCAGGAUCUCUCCAACCACGGCAUCUACGUCGAGGAUUAUGGAGGCGACGUGCAGGCGAUUGGUGUCAGCGGUAAGACCGGCCAAGGAAUGCUGGAGCUCGAGGAGGCCAUUGUCACACUAUCGGAGGUUCUUGACCACCGGGCGGAUGUCCAGGGCAAUGCUGAAGGGUGGGUCAUCGAAGCCACGACGAAGAGCUACGGACGUGUAGCUACGGCACUUAUCAGACGGGGUACACUCCGAACGGGCGACAUCAUCGUCGCAGGAGACACCUGGGCACGGGUGCGUACUCUCCGAAAUGAAGCCGGCGUGACGAUCCCCGAGGCUACUCCCGGAAUGCCCGUGGAGAUCGAUGGCUGGAGAGAACAACCGUCCGCUGGCAGUGAGAUCCUGCAAGCCUCGGACGAACAGCACGCCAAGGAUGUGGUCGAAUAUCGGCUGGAGAGAGCCGAGACUGCCAAAUUGGGUGAAGACACGGCGGCCAUCAACGAGGCCCGUCGGGAGACGAUGCAAAAACGCCGAUGGGAAGCAUCCCAGGACGGACCUACCGGCGCUGACCAGGACAAAUCCGGACCCCAAGCGGUGAAUUUCAUUAUCAAGGCCGAUGUUGGCGGGUCGGCGGAAGCCGUGAUGAAUUCGGUCACGGCGAUCGGGAACAACGAAGUGUAUGCCAACGUGCUCCGUUCUGGGGUUGGACCCGUCGGAGAGUUUGAUAUCGAACACGCGGCGGCGGCCAAUGGUCACCUCAUCUCCUUCAACAUGCCUAUUGACCCGGCCAUGAUUCGGAUGGCGGAAAUGCGCGGGUUGAGGAUCAUGGACUCCAACAUCAUCUACAAGCUCAUCGACGAUGUCAAGGCGAUCCUGAGCGAGAAGUUGCCUCCGUCGGUGACCACUCGCGUCACCGGAGAGGCGGAGAUUGGGCAGAUCUUCGAGAUCACCGUCAAGAGCAAGGUGAAGAUGUCCAUCGCUGGUUGCAAGGUUCGAAACGGGGUGAUCAACCGGGCGCGGAAGGUUCGCGUGAUGAGAGGCCAGGAGGUUAUCUACGAUGGCAUGAUCAACUCUCUCAAGAACGUCAAAAAGGACGUGACGGAGAUGCGCAAGGACACCGAGUGCGGCAUCGGGUUUGAAAACUGGACGGACUUUGCCGUGGGCGACCACAUCCAGUGCUACGAGGAGAUCUUCGAGAAGCGAUAUCUCUAAUCUGCCUUGGUGGUAAUCUCCUGCUCCCCGUCCCGGGGAUCGGGAGUUGCUGUCAUUCUUGUAACAUAUCUUGGGUCUUUAUUUGCAUUGGGCCUCCGGCGUUUAUCUGACAGCGGGCGGACUCUCAUCUCUGCAUCGCCUUUGUCAUUUCAUGAAACACUUGUAUAAACUGCGGUAUUUGGGAACGGGGGUGUUAGAAGCAAAGGCACGAGGCAGCGCCAAAAAGAAAAGCAAAGAGCGAGAGAUUCAAUGUCUCUCGAUGUAUGUAUGUAACUAUAUGGACUUGAUUUUCCAGGACGACCGUAGACCGCCGCUUUAGUGAGGGCGUUCAGGGGUCUCCGGGAGUAUUUCAUAUCACGCAUCACCGCUC